AUGGAAGGAGUGGAAGAUGAUGUAUAUCUCAAAGCCAUUAACAAGUUCAGAAACCCUGACUAUAGGAGAAUUUUUAAGAAAAUGAAAGAAUCAAGGAGAAUUAUGUGGCUUAAGAGGACUGUACCAAAGGGAGUAUUUGGAAGAUAUUUGGUUGUUCAUUGGCAUAUCAAAAGUUCCAGGGAUACAAGUUCAUCAAGUGACUCAUCCUGUGACUCGGAAGAUUCGUUUAUGGAAUUGCUUAUGGUUAAGGAGUUGCAUAAGCGUUAUAUUAAGAUACCAAUGAUGACAUCAGUGCUUAAUGGGCGAGAGUUUAUUUUGGAGUUACUGAAUGGACAUCCAAGACGAAUGUACAACUUGAUGAGAAUGGAUCCUUCUACAUUUAUGCUGUUGUGUUCAACUUUAAGGACCAAUGACUUCUUACAAGAUGAUAGAUCAGUAAGUGUUGAAGAGGCGGUUGGAAUAUUUUUGGCUACUGUUAGUCAAUCAAUGCGCAAUAGAGUGGUUGCAGAGAUGUUUCAACAUUCGAAUGAGACCGUAUACAGACACUUUAAGAAGGUUUUAAAAGCAUUAUGUCUCCUUGGAUGCCUCAUAAUUAAACCUCCCAAUAUGGAUGAGAUACCUCCAGAGAUUAUGACAAAUCCUAAAUUCUAUCCAUGCAUAGUUAGCUUAGCCUUUACAGUUGAUAAUUCAAAACAGGAUUGUGUUGGUGCUAUUGAUGGAACUCAUAUUAGUGCUUGUGUACCUGCUUCUAAACAAAUUCCAUUUCGAGGAAGAAAAGCUCAAAUCACGCAGAACAUUAUGUGUGCUUGCUCGUUCGAUAUGUUGUUCACAUUUGUAUAUACGGGAUGGGAAGGAACUGCCAAUGAUGCAAGAGUACUCAUGGAUGCCAUAUCGAACGAAGAAAACAAAUUCCCAAUGCCCAGAGAAGGAAAGUAUUAUGUUGUUGACUCCGCUUACACAAACAUGCCUAGGUUUCUGACACCUUAUCGUGGAGAACGGUAUCACUUGCGUGAUUUUAGGGGAAGAAGUCGACAAGCAAAUGGUCCUAUGGAAUUAUUCAAUCAUAGGCACUCCUCUUUACGAAAUGUUAUUGAACGUUGUUUUGGAGUAUGGAAAAGUAGGUUUCCAAUAUUGAAAUGCAUGCCAAAUUAUCCACUUCGCAGACAAAGACUCAUUCCCGUUGCAUGUUGUACUUUACACAACUUCAUUCGCUUAAAUUCAAGGAAUGACGAACUGUUUCGUCAAUUCAUGGCAGAAGAUCUUCUAAUGGCAGAUGAAGAAAGUUCAAGUACUGGUCAAGAAAGCACAGCAAUUGACAUUGAUGUAAGCGCAGCGAAUAUUGAGCUGAUGAAUAAUGUUAGAGAUGACAUAGCAGGGACAAUGUGGAUUUAUCAUCAACGCCGACAUCACCACCAACGCCUUUAG
Messenger RNA from Papaver somniferum (opium poppy), 1425 nucleotides. RefSeq lists its product as uncharacterized. Lineage: Eukaryota; Viridiplantae; Streptophyta; Magnoliopsida; Ranunculales; Papaveraceae. Bases 1 to 1425 code for a protein of 474 amino acids. The transcript has 5 exons. The record is from RefSeq and is a predicted model, not a curated record.